Messenger RNA from Monodelphis domestica (gray short-tailed opossum), 915 nucleotides. RefSeq names its product vomeronasal 1 receptor monDomV1R1233. NCBI's taxonomy places the organism in Eukaryota, Metazoa, Chordata, Mammalia, Didelphimorphia, Didelphidae. Gene Ontology annotation, biological process: G protein-coupled receptor signaling pathway. The record is from RefSeq and is marked provisional. Gene Ontology annotation, molecular function: pheromone receptor activity. Gene Ontology annotation, cellular component: membrane.
AUGAUCCUGAGUUUAGUCUUCUUCUCCCAAACAGGAAUUGGACUUCUAGGGAAUUCCUUUCUUAUUAUUCUCUUCAUCUUCCUGUUUCUCAGUGGACAUAGACUUAGACCCAUAGACCCUAUUUUCACUCAGCUUGCCUUAGGCAACUGUGUGGCACUACUUUCAAAGGGCAUCCCACAGACAAUGGUGACCUUGGGAAUAAAGAAUUUCCUGGAUAUCACUGGCUGUAAAAUCACUCUCUAUCUUCAUAGAGUGGCUCGAGGACUUUCCCUCACUCUGACCUGCUUCUUGAGUGGAUUUCAGGCCAUCACCAUCAGCCCAAACAAUUCAAGUUCAGUAGCUCUUAAAGUCAGAGCACAAAAGUAUAUCAUUCCUUUGAGUCUCCUUUGUUGGUCUUUCCAUGUGUUCCUCAACAUCUUUAUUCCUUUAGGAAUGAUUGAUCCAAAGCGCAGCAGCAACAUCACAAAGAUUCAGCAUUAUGGAUAUUGUUCUCAUUUACUUCCUUCUGGAUUCCGGGCUUCCUUGUAUGCAUUUAUUCUCUCCUUUCCUGAUGCUGUAUGUGUGGGACUCAUGCUCCUUGCCAAUGGCUACAUGGUGUUUCUUCUGUACAAGCACCACAAGCAAGUUGAGCAAAUUCACAUUUCUUCUGUCUCUACCCAAGGCUCCCCUGAGACCAAGGCCACCCGAACCAUAUUCCUGCUGGUGAGCACCUUCGUCUCCUCUUAUUCCAUCAAUUGCCUCUUGACUGCAUAUAUGGCUUUUAUGGAGUCCCUGCCCUGGUUGGUACAUACCUCUACAUUCCUGUCUUUAUUUUUCCCAGCUAUUAGCCCUUAUGUGUUGGUUAGCAGUGAUUCCCAUGUUCCCAAAUACUGUUAUGCUCUCUGUGGGAGGAAACCCUCCCCAUCUGCACGGUAA